This is a messenger RNA of Galeopterus variegatus (Sunda flying lemur), 869 nucleotides long. RefSeq names its product integral membrane protein 2C (gene ITM2C). Bases 87 to 704 code for a protein of 205 amino acids. Gene Ontology annotation, molecular function: amyloid-beta binding. NCBI's taxonomy places the organism in Eukaryota, Metazoa, Chordata, Mammalia, Dermoptera, Cynocephalidae. Gene Ontology annotation, cellular component: Golgi apparatus; plasma membrane; extracellular exosome. The transcript has 6 exons. Gene Ontology annotation, biological process: negative regulation of amyloid precursor protein biosynthetic process. The record is from RefSeq and is a predicted model, not a curated record.
UCCUGCUGACCCCGGCUAGGGAGGAGCGGCCCCCCUACCACCGCUCCAAGAAGGGGGGCUCGGUGGGCGGCGUGUGCUACCUGCUGAUGGGCGUGGUCGUGCUGCUCAUGGGCCUGGUGUUCGCCUCAGUCUACAUCUACAGAUACUUCUUCCUUGCUCAGCUGGCCCGUGACAACUUCUUCCACUGCGGUGUGCUCUACGAGGACUCCCUGUCCUCCCAGGUCCGGACUCGGAUGGAGCUGGAGGAGGACGUGAAGAUCUACCUCGACGACAACUACGAGCGCAUCAAUGUCCCCGUGCCCCAGUUUGGCGGCGGCGACCCCGCAGACAUCAUCCAUGACUUCCAGAGGGGUCUCACCGCCUACCACGACAUCUCCCUGGACAAGUGCUACGUCAUCGAGCUCAAUACCACCAUCGUGCUGCCCCCUCGCAACUUCUGGGAGCUCCUCAUGAAUGUGAAGAGAGGGACCUACCUCCCGCAGACGUACAUCAUCCAGGAGGAGAUGGUGGUCACAGAGCACGUCAGCGACAAGGAGGCCCUGGGCUCCUUCAUCUACCACCUGUGCAACGGGAAAGACACCUACCGGCUGCGGCGCCGGGCCACCCGGAGGCGGAUCAACAAACGUGGGGCCAAGACCUGCAAGGCUAUCCGCCACUUCGAGAACACCUUCGUGGUGGAGACGCUCAUCUGCGGCCUGGUGUGAAGCCUCUGCUCCCUCCAGGCCUCGCCCUGUCCUCAUCCUUUUCUUUCGGGCCACUCUCUGUCCCUCCUCCUUCCCCUUGCUUAGCUUGUACUUUGGAUGCCUUUCUAUAGAUGUGACACGUCUCCCUGUUCCUUUCCAGCCCUGCCCACCUCCCUGUACCAGAGC